AUGGAGCCCAGCGAGAUCGAGGCCAUCAACUCUUUCUUCCGUGACACGCUCGACUCCCCGCAACCGUUGCGCAGUGGUGCGCCAACGCCGUCCUCGUCCUCCGCCGUCCUACGCCCGGUCCCAUCGUGGGACGAGGCGGAAGUCAUGCUGUGCGCAUCGCACAUACCCAUCACCUCCGAAAUGGACAUCGACAGCUACCCGCCCGACGUGACCCCGCAGCUAGCAGCCAUCAGUCUCACCGAUCCCGCCGGGCCGAUCGACAUACGGACGGUCUCAACCCCGGUGGCUGCUGGCAGCGGCAGCAGGCAGGAAGUCCGUCUGAGCUGCGCGCAGGUCGAGCAGAUCCACGCCACCAAGGAGGUGUUGAUGGCGCAGCAGACCGAGAUUGCGGGCCUGCGGACCAACCUCCGAAAGAUCCACGCUGGGCUGCGACACGGGCGGCAUGAGGCCGUGAGGAAGGUGCGGGAUUACAUGAUUUCCUGGUGGGAGAUAACUGAUGUUGAGGCUGCGCGGCUUGCUUAUGAUAGGCAUGCUGAUGAUGCUUCGAAGUUGGCGAUGUUGCGGGCGGUCUCGCACCCUGCUCGGGAGCUGGAGGCGGAGUACCAACGUGUCGACUGGGCGUUGACGGAGCGGGAGAACCGGUUGGUCCAGUCAAUGGAGGACCUUGCGGGGCUGUUGGAUCAGCUGCGCGUGUCGUUUGCCGGAGGCGUUUCCACGGAGGAGGACUAUGAGGGGGCGGUGGUGGCGGGUGAAGGGGCUGUGGGCGUCGUAAGCAGCCGCGAGCAUGGUUUGAAGGCGUUCUCCCAUCCUGAGGCCGCACAGAGGCUGCGAGAGCUGCGGGGUCAGUUGGACGAACUUGACGGGCAGAUGGUCUCGAUGGUGGAAGUCCAGAAGAUUGAGAAUCCCUUGGUUUCCGACAGAAGACUUGAACGCGAUGCGGUGGAGUUUAUGCGAACUUACGAUGAACGACGGAUGAAUCUGUUUCGUGAGUACCGGGCCAGACUGUCGUUUCUUGAGACCCUCACGGCCAGGCACGUCGAUCCGCUGCGGCUGUCGUCUCAUGAGCUCAAAAAGAGCAGCAUCUUCGAGCCGGCGCCAGUCCAGAGCCCGUCGCCGAACGUCUUUGUCAACCAGUGGCUUUUGUUCCAGCUGAGGACCUCGUCCUUGGAGGCGGCGCGCAUCCGCUCGCUCCCGGAGUGGCAGGCACUGCGUGGCCAAGGGUGGACCGACGCCGGCAUCAGCCGUCUGGCGCUCAUGCUCUGGUUCUCGGAUGACACCGUCCGGCCGUACACGGGCUCCACAAUCUCGUUUCCGGUUAUUGUUUUUCUUUGGUGGUUUGGAUUCGUAUCCCUGAUUCGCCUUGGGUGGGACGACUUUGGAUUCUUGAAUGAGGAAUUCUUUGGUGGCGUUUGCGAUAAUUUGGGAAUCGAGACGAUGUCUUCAUAG
This is a messenger RNA of Aspergillus japonicus CBS 114.51, 1446 nucleotides long. RefSeq lists its product as uncharacterized. The coding region runs from base 1 to 1446 and encodes 481 amino acids. The transcript is spliced from 2 exons. The record is from RefSeq and is a predicted model, not a curated record. NCBI's taxonomy places the organism in Eukaryota, Fungi, Ascomycota, Eurotiomycetes, Eurotiales, Aspergillaceae.